GUGACACACACCUACACACACACACACACAGACGCAUUCCCUCCUCUCCCUUUGGUUUCUCACCUCUUCUGAUCACCCGACAGGUCACAAUGUGGAACAACAUCACCAACCCCAACAACAACAAUAGUACAGGACACGUCAACAUCUUCCUUGUGUGCAUGUACUCCUUCAUCUUCGUUGUGGGUUUCCUUUUUAAUCUCCUAGCACUCGUCUUUUUCUUCUACCAGACCAAAUCCAGAUCACAAACCAUUGUCUACAUGACUAACCUGGCCAUAGCAGAUGUACUGCUCAUCCUCACGUUGCCCAUGAGGAUCUACUACAAUCUGGGAUUUGACGACCUUCCUCAGUGGCUGUGCGACGUCCUUGGUUUGGUCCUGAAGGCCAACAUGUAUGGGAGCAUCUUUCUCCUCACUUGCAUUUGCUUCGACCGUUGCAUGGCCGUCACCUUCCAUAUGUCGACCCGUGUCUCGGAAGGGAGAAGGAAAGCGCCGCUGGUUUGUCUAGGAAUAUGGAUGCUCACCUUUGGUGCCAGCGUACCUAUCUACCUUUCCCAGCGCAAACACGUUUCCAACAAGGAUUGUUUUCAUAGCCUGCCGGUCUAUGCCACAAACCUUGCGGUGGUUUUACCCACUCUGUUCUUGGGGUUUGGAAUCCCGCUCGUAAUCAUGCUGAUCUGCUCCUGGGGUUUGGCCCGUGCUGUCCGAAGAAGCUCCGUGGCUAAGACCAACCUGGUGGACAGCAGAAAGAUCCAGAGGAUGAUCGCCACCAGCCUAUUCAUUUUCAUACUCAGCUUCCUCCCUUACCACGCCAUCCUGGUUCUCCUUUAUCUGUAUGGAGAAAAUAUACCAUACCCAAUGCAGGCUGCAUACCGCUACAGCCUGAUGGUGGCAUGUUUCAACACAGUACUAGAUCCCGUUGCAUACUAUUUCACCACAGACACCUUCAGGAGGAGCGUUGACAUGGGUCGGAGGAUGAUCCCUUUGAAUAGUCAAAAUUCUGAUUCAAACCACCGGAGCAGAAUGCCUAACAGCUAACGGACUGCUAAAGGACCACUCAACAGACACUGCCGUCCAAAAGAUUCAAAGAUGGUUCCCCAGUCCAACCCUGUCAUUCCGCAAGAAUGGAUCACAGGAGAUUUAAUUAGGUUUGCCAAAUAAAUUUGCAGAGUUUCUUCCAUAGUCCGUUAUUGAACAUUUAAAUCUGCAGUAAAGCUUUGAGUGGAAUGACGGACCCCUUUUCACAUUGUUUUGAUAAUUAUAUCUUUUUUUUAAACAUUGAAUGUAAUAUGAAUGGCUCCAGGGCUGGAGCGCCCACGGGCAAAAACAUUCACGGUCUUUGCACCUGGUAUUAAAAUGCAUCUUGUACCCAGAUUGUUCCUAGAUUAACCUUUGAUUAACACCUUGUAUUAAUAUGUGUCUCGAGUGUCCACAUUGAGAUCCGAUGGAGAACCACUCACUCUGUCCAGCUCAAACAACUUCCCCCCUCUCAUUUAGCUUGUACACUUUCAUCUGACCAGACUGAACGCAGACACUUGGUCUCUCUGGAGAUGGUUUGGCAGAUCAGAAUCCGUCCUCAGAGUGUUUUGGAUGCAUUUACAGCAGUAUUCUCAUGUUGUCGAGCACUAUACAUAUAAUAUAUGCAUUUUAUUGCAAGGUGUACAGGGGAUAAUUGAUUUCCAACCCGUAUCCACGAUAAUAUAUUAAUAUUGUUUGUGUUUUGUCGAAUUAUACAUGUAUUUUUAUUGCAAGGUGUACAGGGGAUAAUUGAUUUCCAACCCAUAUCCACGUUAAUAUAUUAAUAUUGUUUGUGUUUUGUCGAAUUAUACAAUG
This is a messenger RNA of Anoplopoma fimbria (sablefish), 1829 nucleotides long. Its product is annotated as lysophosphatidic acid receptor 6. Gene Ontology annotation, cellular component: membrane. The record is from RefSeq and is a predicted model, not a curated record. The transcript has 2 exons. NCBI's taxonomy places the organism in Eukaryota, Metazoa, Chordata, Actinopteri, Perciformes, Anoplopomatidae. Gene Ontology annotation, biological process: phospholipase C-activating G protein-coupled receptor signaling pathway; positive regulation of Rho protein signal transduction. The coding region runs from base 90 to 1034 and encodes 314 amino acids. Gene Ontology annotation, molecular function: lysophosphatidic acid receptor activity.